CCGCGGAACUCAAAAUCAACUAUAGAGUGAAAAAAUCGAACGCCCUAAAACCAAUUUCAAUUCCGUGUUACCCCGACCCCUCCCCGUUGGCUUCUCCAACUCCUUCCCUCUUUGUUCAUUCACCGGCACAAUUCGAACUUCAAUCUGUGUCUCCGUUUUCGAAUCAAAGAUGGAAACUUUGAAGCUUCUCGAUUUGAAAUUACGUUUGGAAUUCUAACAGCAAUGCACGAAUUCAGGGUUUUCUGUUGAUGAUCUCAAGCCGAGUUUCUGAACAAAUUGAUGGAUUUUUUGCGAGUUUCUGUCACUGAAGCGAGUCUUUGAAGCCUCAGGAGUCGGUUGGUUGGUGAAAUUCAAACAACUGUUUGGGAAUUUAUUGUUUUGAGUUGACAUGCAUUGCUUAUGGUUCUGAAGAAAUUGAUUGUUUUUUUUUUUCGUGGUUUUUGUGCUUGGAAAUUGAUAUACGAAGCUUCAGGCAUAGUUCAGAGUCGGUGGUUUUAGUUUGAUCCGAGUGGCUCGGUUCUGGGAGAGAUUGAUCGAAUAUUUCUUGCGGUUUCCGUGGGCAGAAUCUGCGCCGAAGCUCGUGAAAUUGAAUGGAGGCUGGUAUUCGAAGGGCAAUUCGCGGCUGAUCGAUUUGUAUUGUUUGCAUUAGCUUGUGUUUUUGAAGAAAUUGGCAGAGUUUUGGUUGUUCGGGAGUGCUUGAAGUGAUUUUUCUGGGUCUUCUCUACUUGGAGUGAAGAUCUGGCUUGAAAAAAAAGUGUGAUGGACUACGGGCUUUCUGAUAGCAGUGGAACAGAUGAUGACCUUCCUCCUUCACAUCAGAAUAGAUUUUCAAGAGGGGGUCGUGCCUCUGGGAAUGGAAGAUCUGGAGUUUUAGGUUCUGCUCCUUUCCCAAGGAUGCACGGUGAUAUGGAGGCCCAGAUCCACCAUAUUGAGCAAGAAGCCUACAGUUCAGUCCUGCGUGCUUUUAAAGCUCAAUCUGACGCAAUUACUUGGGAGAAGGAAAGUUUAAUUACAGAACUUAGAAAAGAGUUGAGAGUAUCAGAUGAGGAACACAGGGAACUUCUAUCGAGAGUUAAUGCUGAUGACAUCAUCAGGAGUAUAAGAGAGUGGAGAAAGGGAGGCGGUCUCCAACAUGGCAUGGCUGCUCAGCCUGUACAUGAAUCCAUACCUAGCCCCACUGUUUCAGCAUCCCGCAAGAAACAGAAGACAUCACAGUCGAUAGCUUCCUUAUCCUUGGGUGCUCCAUCUCCGGCAUUGCAUCCAACUAUGCAGCCAUCUUCAUCAGCCCUAAAACAUGCUCCUACACCAAGAUCCAAGAGCAAGAAGACAAAACCAUACCCUUCUGCAGGUCUUACUGGAAGGCCCCAACUCGCUAAUCGUGGUUCUUCAGGUGCCUUUGUGGGAAAUGAAGCUGCUGAAGGUACAACCUAUGAUCCAUUAAUUGGAAAGAAGGUAUGGACAAGGUGGCCUGAAGACAACCACUUCUAUGAGGCUGUGAUUACUGACUACAAUCCUGUUGAGGGACGGCAUGCUCUGGUUUAUGAUAUUAAUACAACAAAUGAAACGUGGGAAUGGGUCAAUCUAAAAGAGAUAUCCCCUGAAGAUAUUAGGUGGGAAGGUGAUGAGUCUGGAAUGUCUCGUAGAGGUAGCCGUCCUGGACCAGGCCGUGGGAUGAAAAAGUCCAUGGCACGUGGAGGUGCUGUUACUGGUGCUGGAAGGGGUAGAGGAACUCCCAAGGGUCAAUCCAAGAAAGUUUUUCCUCCAUCCCAGAAUGGCCUUGAGAAGAAGGAUGAUAGUUCCCUGGAAAUAUAUAACACCGACUCUCUAAUUAAGGAGGUGGAGAGAGUUGUCACCACAGCUAAUCCUGAUUCUGUGCAAAUUCUGGAAGUCAAGAAAAUGCUGAAGGAGCAAGAACAAGCCCUGGUUGAUAUAAUUGCAAAGCUUGAUGAAGCAUCUGAUGGCGAAAGCGAGGAGGCAGGAGAACGGCAGGAAGAUGAAGCUGGUGGCGAAGGUAGAGUAGCUAAAGGUUCGAACAGUGAAAAAAUGGCUGGAGAAGAAGGGAGAGCUGCAUCCGAUGAGGGACAUGACGUGCAAUUGUAGCUUCCUUACAUGUCAAUAAUUAAGUCCCAACUGUACCAUUCCCCGCCCGAAACACAGCCAGACUGAUGGAUAACACCCCUAGGUAGUUAAGAUUUAGAGUAGGUUGUAUGAUCCUAUUCAUUGUAACUGUAAUUUAACUUUGGGAAUUCUGGGAUUGUAUUUAUGUAAAGGAUUAUUCCAAACAGUUGUAGCUUCUGAUCAUGUAAAGAUUGUUCUCAAUA
Molecule: messenger RNA, 2321 nt
Organism: Vitis riparia (riverbank grape)
Lineage: Eukaryota; Viridiplantae; Streptophyta; Magnoliopsida; Vitales; Vitaceae
Product: protein EMSY-LIKE 3
Exons: 10
Coding region: 760-2100 (446 amino acids)
Biological process (GO): defense response to fungus
Cellular component (GO): nucleus
Source: RefSeq, a predicted model, not a curated record